AUGUUUGGUUUUCUCUUUCUUUCUUUCUUUCUUUCUUUCUUUCUUUCUUUCUUUCUUUCUUUCUUUCUUAUCACUCUUUCUUUCUUUCUUUCUUUCUUUCUUUCUUUCUUUCUUUCUUUCUUUCUUUCUUUCCCAUUUCAUUUCAUUAUUUCUUUUUGGCUAUUUUUUAUUUUAACCUCUUUCUUUCUUUCUUUCUUUCUUUCUUUCUUUCUUUCUUUCUUUCUUUCUUUCUUUCUUGUUCCUUCAUUGCCGAUAUCUAUUCUUUUUUCUAUUUCUUUUUUUCCCUAUUUAGAAUUUGAUACUUGCACCGCAUCUCCCUCCUCUAUACACCUAGUUCAUAUAUCUCUUGCUUUUCAUUUCAUGUCAAACAAUAAUCCAUGUUACACUCUUCACUUAACAUUCUUUCUUUCUCUCUCUCUCUCUUUUCACACUUUAUUUCCUUCGAAAUCUUGA
Acanthosepion pharaonis is the source of this 453-nucleotide messenger RNA. The record is from the annotation of a GenBank genome assembly. Lineage: Eukaryota; Metazoa; Mollusca; Cephalopoda; Sepiida; Sepiidae.